This is a messenger RNA of Cottoperca gobio, 1514 nucleotides long. Its product is annotated as protein POLR1D. The record is from RefSeq and is a predicted model, not a curated record. NCBI's taxonomy places the organism in Eukaryota, Metazoa, Chordata, Actinopteri, Perciformes, Bovichtidae. Bases 127 to 576 code for a protein of 149 amino acids. The transcript has 3 exons.
CACAGGGUCCUUGGUUGAAGGACCCCGCGGGGAAGUAAACAAAAAAAAUGAAUGCUAGCGUUAAUUAACGUACAAUCGAUUUUAGUUGAAUUAACUUAGUUGCAGUGUGAAAGUUAUUACGACGCGAUGGCAGAGGAAAAUGAACUGGAAAAGCGUGCAGUGGAGGAGCUCCUAAAGGAGACUGACAGGGCGCGGAUGAGAGCAGAGACCAUGGGCCCUGCAGGAUGGUUGAAGUGUCCCCUGCGGAGCACCAACAAGCGCUUCCUCCUCAACACCCUGCGCUCCACCGGCCUGCAGCGGCGCACAGGUGAGUCCAGAGACGGACACUCCACCACGAGAGGGCGCCUGAGGAGCGAAUCCCCGGACAGAAGCCGCCACCGCAGCAGAACACCUCCCAGAGAUCACAGAAGUAAUGGAGGCCACACAGACCAUAAACAUCAUCACAGGGACAGCUGCAAUAACAAAGAUAAGAAGCAGGAUAGAGACAAAGAGAGGAGUUACAGGCACAAAGACAACAGAGAUCGGAGACAUGGGAGGGAUGGCCAGAACAGAGACAAAGACAGACUUCAUGAAUGAAGACUUCUGUCCAGGGAGGAACACUGAUUUUACACAGGCCACUCCCCGUGCAGAGCCAGGCAGCACAGAGGGGGGGCACUCCUGAAGCUGCUCUCUGACCUGCUGACACGCCUAACAGGCUGCCAGCACACUGUAAGACCUGUUCAGCUGUUUGAGAAGACAUUUAUUGAAGUUUUUAUUCCUGCUGCAGUUCUCACAUGGUAGUUUACUGACCGUUCACUUUUACAUUUACUACCAUUUUGUAUUUGAUGAGGUUUAUUUGAUUACCUUAAAUCGCUCAUAAAGCCAGGAGCCCACAUGAUAUCUUUGCCCCCCCCUUAUUUUCAACUAAAACUGGAGUGAAUAAACUAUCAAGUGGCCGUUGUAGGUCAGGAAACCACAAGGACCUUUCACAGAACUUAUUUUAGCCAUGUUCUUUCCCUCCCCUCUCACAUGACUCAUAGUUUGGAGCAGUUGUGUUUCACCUACAGCAGAGGAGGUUUGAUUUCAAUUAUAAUGUCAUUACCAUUCUUCUGUCAUUAUUCACCGCUCAUAAUGUUUACAUAAGCCAUGCUGCUGUCGCCACUGGGUAAGCACAUUUUAUCGCGUGUCCAACUUUUUGGACAUGUAUACACCGGCUAUCAGAAACGGUUUUGUUUGUCAAAGGGGGAAAAGAAAUCCUGACACUCCUACAUGUGUCCUCGUGAACAUGUGGUCUCCAGCGAUGGAUUAGUCGUCAUUUAAGGCUGUAAUAACUAAAACUUUACUAUAAUAAUAAUACAGUGAUUAAACUCACAAUAUGUCCAGUGUUUUGGUGGGGGUCACUGCUCUUUCAGGACACCAGAUGGACAUGUGCUAAAGCUUGAAAGUGUUUAUUUUUAUAUCUUUCCUCCAUGUGUGUAGCUCAUACUCUUAUAUUGUUCCACACAAACAGCAUUUUAUAAACUUGGCAACAGUCA